GGCCAGAGCCAUACUUAGUGUUUGGCACAUGGUUUACUGUAUCUCGUAUGAACUUGGAUGGUUCCAACUAUUCAGUGCUUGUGGAUAGUACAACUAACUCAGGCAUUCAUGCCGUGGAUUACCACUUGAGGAUAAACAAACUCUUCUGGACCCACUACCGAGAUGGUACCAUUCACCAAGCUAAUAUGGAUGGGUCACUCCCUAUAGAAAUUUUCUCCAAUGUCACCAGACCAAGUGGACUGGCAGUGGACUGGAUAAACAAUAGAGUUUACUACUCAUUUGGUGAUUUUGGGUCACUUACAGUUAACCCUAACCAUCUCGCUGUUUACGAUAUGUCUACUGGAACAACUACUGAGAUUACUGCGGUAAUAGAUCAGACACAUGCAGUGUUUCAUGACAUAGCAAUUGAUCCUUUACAG
Molecule: messenger RNA, 419 nt
Organism: Geodia barretti
Lineage: Eukaryota; Metazoa; Porifera; Demospongiae; Tetractinellida; Geodiidae
Source: the annotation of a GenBank genome assembly